AUGAUGACAAGUACACUGAGGCGGCACAAGGGUUCUGGAGAGGGGCUUGCGGACCACAAGGACCGACUUGGAGCUCCUCUCUGCCCUCGCAGGCAUUACGAUGACGAGGCCGCCGAGGCAGCGCAAAGGUUUUGGAACUGUCUGUGUGUUCUCAUGCAAGAAAGGUGUUCCCAAAUGCUGCUGACAACCAGAUGCAAGUGGGUACCCGUGUGUUGCAAGGUGAACCUGAGAUGGCAACAGACAGCAAGUUCCUGGGCGAGUUUGACCUCAUCGUCAUCCCGCCAGCACCAAGGGCCACACACACAGAUCGAGGUGGACACCGUCGCCUAA
This is a messenger RNA of Triticum turgidum subsp. durum (durum wheat), 330 nucleotides long. The record is from the annotation of a GenBank genome assembly. Lineage: Eukaryota; Viridiplantae; Streptophyta; Magnoliopsida; Poales; Poaceae.